UAGAUAUCAAUGAGGAUACAAUGAGGUAUUAUGACAGACACUUUCCUCGUCCUAUGGGAUCAUACUUGCCUUUAUUACGCAACAUGACUUAUUGUUACACAUUAGCUGUAGAUGCACAAAUAAAUUCGAUUAAAUGGAUUUUGGAACAAUCUCGUGCACCAAAUAAAAUACUAGAGCUCGUGGACCAGCAAGAUACCGUGGAACUCCAGACGCCAAUGCGGUGAAAUCAAAGACGUUUUUAGAUGCCUUUGUUGUAAGGAUCCGUGAAUUAGAAGCAGAAGCAGGACAAAGGGCUAUGUCACUAGCCAAUAUUAUAAAUGCUUACGGAUACCAUCCUAUUCCUGGUCAAUUAAAUAAAUUCGCAAAACAGGUUACUGUCGACGAUGAAGUCAUUACAGAAUUGGAAAUUACUAGUGAUAAUCUUGUCGAUUUCAUUGAAGAUCUUGGUGAUGAAAAGGAUAUCGCAUUUAAGAAAAUAAUGACAUAUGCAAGAUCUGCUUCAUUACAAGCCACAAUGCCAGUGAUUGAUACAGAAAUACCUGUAAUCAACGGAGUAAAUGUUGCUAAUAUUCUGCAAUCAGAAUAUACCGAACUUGGAAUUACUAUACCGGAAGACUGUAAAUCGACUAGUAAUUUGUUGCAAUAGCAAGACAUACCAUAUCGUUUAUUUACAACAUUGCAGUUUGAAAAUGUAGAUCCUCCCAAACAUGAUAAUGAUGAGGGCAAUGACGGAGAUAGCGCUGGAACAUUAGUUCCAGAAGCAGGUGCAGUUGCUCCACAAGAUCAACCUGCAGUAGAAAGGACUUAAAUCAGAAUUUCUA
Rhagoletis zephyria (snowberry fruit fly) is the source of this 821-nucleotide messenger RNA. RefSeq lists its product as uncharacterized. The record is from RefSeq and is a predicted model, not a curated record. Lineage: Eukaryota; Metazoa; Arthropoda; Insecta; Diptera; Tephritidae.